AUGUGCGCGUACCUCCGCGCGGGCCGCCUGGCCGACGCGCGGGAUGUGUUCGACCGGAUGCCCGCGCGCGACGCCGCCUCCUACAGCGCGCUCAUCUCGGGCCACGCGCGCCUCGCCGGCGGCUCCGGCUCCGCCACCGCCGCCUCCGCGGAGCUGCUCGGCCGCAUGCGCCUCGCGGACGGGCUGCUCCCCACCGAGUACACCUUCGUGGGCCUCCUCACCGCCUGCGCCCGCAGGGGCAACCCGCGCCUCGGGACGCAGGUGCACGCCCUCGCCGCCAAGUCCGGCCACGCCUCGUCGCUCCUCGUGGCCAACGCGCUCCUCGGCAUGUACGUCAAGUGCGGCCGCUUCGGGGACGCGAUGAGGGCGUUCGACGGCAUGGACCACCGCGACGUCUCGUCGUGGAACGCCGUCCUGGCCGGGCUCGUCGAGCUGGGGCGGCACGAGGAGGCGUUCGAGCUGUUCGGCGAGAUGCGGGCUAGCGGGGACGUCUGUGCCGACAGGUUCACCCUGUCGGCGCUCCUCACCACGGCGGGCCAGGGGUUUGGCCAGCCCCAGGGCGAGGCCGUGCAUGCUCUGUCGCUCAAGUCGGGGCUGGAGACGGACCUGAGCGUGGGCAACGCGCUCAUCGGGGGUUCUACGCGGAGCAUGGGGCCUCUGUUGCGGAUGUGGUGA
This is a messenger RNA of Miscanthus lutarioriparius, 675 nucleotides long. The record is from the annotation of a GenBank genome assembly. Lineage: Eukaryota; Viridiplantae; Streptophyta; Magnoliopsida; Poales; Poaceae.